Acomys russatus (golden spiny mouse) is the source of this 1443-nucleotide messenger RNA. It is a transcript of the gene Rnf215, whose product is annotated as ring finger protein 215. NCBI's taxonomy places the organism in Eukaryota, Metazoa, Chordata, Mammalia, Rodentia, Muridae. The record is from RefSeq and is a predicted model, not a curated record. Gene Ontology annotation, molecular function: frizzled binding; ubiquitin protein ligase activity. Gene Ontology annotation, biological process: negative regulation of canonical Wnt signaling pathway; Wnt receptor catabolic process; ubiquitin-dependent protein catabolic process. The transcript is spliced from 9 exons. Bases 86 to 1225 code for a protein of 379 amino acids.
GCCCCGUCCGGCGCGGCCUCCCUUUCUCCGUUCUCCCCGCGCCCGGGACCCGAGCCGACGUCCUCGCCAGCUUUCCGGUCGGAACAUGGGCUCUGCCGAUCGCCCCGCGCUGAGGUCGCCGUCGUCGCCGCCACCCCCUCCAUCGCCGCCGUCGCCGCUGCUGCUGCUGCUGCCCCUGCUGCCUCUGUGGCUGGGCCUGGCGGGGCCGGGAGCCGCGGCGGACGGCAGCGAGCCGGCGGCCGGGGAGGGGCGAGGCGGGGCCCGCGCAGUGCGGGUGGACGUGAAGCUGCCGCGGCAGGACGCCCUGAUUUUGGAGGGCGUCAGGAUUGGUCCCGACGCCGGCCCCGAGCCACUGCUGGGCGGCCGCCUGCUGCUGAUGGACGUCGUGGAUGCUGAGCAAGAGAUACCCGAGGAUGGCUGGAUUGCAGUGGCAUAUGUGGGCAAAGAGCAGGCCGCCCAGUUCCAGCAGGAGAAUCAAGGCAGCAGCCGGAAGGCAUAUCCCAAGGCCCUGGUCCAGCAGAUGCGCCGAGCCCUCUUCCUGGGAGCCUCUGCCUUGCUUCUCCUCAUCUUAAACCAUAGUGUGGUCCGAGAGUUGGACGUAUCGCAGCUUCUGCUGAGGCCAGUGAUUGUUCUCCAUUAUUCUUCCAAUGUCACCAAGUUACUGGAGGCGCUUCUGCAGAGGACCCAGGCUACUGCUGAGAUCACCAGUGGAGAGUCCCUUUCAGCCAACAUCGAGUGGAAGCUGACACUGUGGACCACCUGUGGCCUCUCCAAGGACAGCUAUGGAGGAUGGCAGGACUUGGUGUGCCUGGGAGGCGGUCAGGCCCAAGAGCAGAAGCCCCUGCAGCAGCUAUGGAACGCCAUCUUGCUUGUGGCCAUGCUCUUGUGCACAGGCCUUGUGGUUCAGGCCCAGCGGCAGGCAUCAAGACAGAGCCAGCAGGAGCCCGGAGGCCAGGGGGACUUAUUCAAACGCCGUGUGGUUCAGAGACUAGCAUCCCUCAAGACCCGGCGCUGCCGGCUGAGCAGGGCAGCACACAGCCUUCCAGAGCCUAGCACUGAGACUUGUGCUGUUUGUCUAGAUAACUUCUGUAACAAGCAGUGGCUCCGGGUCUUGCCGUGUAAGCAUGAGUUCCACCGAGACUGUGUGGACCCCUGGCUGAUGCUACAACAGACCUGCCCACUGUGCAAGUUCAAUGUCCUGGGGAACCACUACUCAGAUGACUAACUACCCCAGUGGGGAUUCUGCACUCUGGGAUGGACCCUUCCCAGCCUCCACUACAGGACAGUGGGAUGGACAGACCAGCUAGCCCAGUGGGCAAAGUGAAGGUUCCAUCAUACCCAUGAGGGGUAGGAGGAGCUCACAGCCCCAGGCUGAAGAUGCAGAGCCAGGAUCUACCGGGCAAGGAGAAACCAUUAGAGCCCUUCUCUGCAACCCUGGAAAUC